CGGCGGAGGCAGCGCGGCCCCUCCCGCAGCCAUGGGGCAGCGGCGGCGGCAGGCGCGCGGAGCGGGGCGGCAGCCGCCGAGCGCAUGAGGCGGGCGGGGAGGGGGUGGCCGGCCGGCCUCCCGCUGGCCCCGGCGCUGCCCCUACUGCUGGCGCUGGCGGCGGCGGGGGGCUCGCUGCUGGCGGGGCGCUUGGCGCUGCCGCACGACAUCGAGAGCCUGGCGGUGCGGCCGGGCGCGGUGCUGGCGGCGGGCGGCAGCUGCCUGUACGAGCUGGAGCCGGCGCUGCGCGGGGCGCGGGACGUGCUGCACAUGGGCCCGGCGGGGCAGUGCGCGCAGCCUGCCGGCGCCCACAGCAAGCUGCUGCUGCCCUACGGCACCGACCGGCUGCUCGCGGGCUGGACGCUGCACCACGGUAGCUGCCAGCUGCUCCGCGGGCUCAAGGUGGAGGGCAACCAGAGCCAGGUGGUGAGCUGCCUGCCCCGCGGCUCCACAGCCGGCGUCGUCUUCCAUUGGCCGGGGGGCGAGAAGUCGGGCGACUACCUGGCCGUGGCCGCCGUCUACUCGCUGGACGGGCAGUUCAGCUGCGGCCUGGUGACCUCGCAGGCCAAUAUUGUCCUCACCAUCCGCGACCUGGGGAACCUGAUGCCCAUGGACAGCUUCGACCCGCUCAAGUACAACAAGACGCCGCUGCACUUUGUGGACGCCUUCUUGUGGCACGAUCACCUCUUCUUCCCCUACUACCGCCUGCCCCAUGGGCCGCCUAGCGUCGUGGUGCUCAACACCAGCCGGCAUUUCCAGGCACCUAGCCAGGUGCGCCUGAGCUGCGGCUGCCGCAGCCACAUCCUGGCCUCCAGCACCCUGCCGCAGCAAGGGUUUUGGGCCGCCGUCUUUGCCAACCAAACAGAGCGGCCGGCCUGGGCCGCACCGGCCUGGGACAACACUGCGCUCUGCCUCUUCGACCUGGCGUUCCUGCGGGACGCCAGCCCGAAAUGUGUUUCUGACUUCAGCCCCACCAGCUGCGAAACUGUGCCGACAGUGAAAAAGUCACCGACCUUGAUUCACUCUGAUUUAUCAGCUGUUUAUGCUACUGUCGUUUUGAACAAGAUAGUUUUGUUCUUGGGAACAAGUAAUGGACAGUUACUGAAGGUUAUUCUUAACAAGAAUCUGAAACCGAAUUGCCCUGAAAUUUUACAUGAAAUAGAAGAAGAAACAUCAGUUUUUCCCAAACUUGCCCUUGACCCAAUGGAUAGUAACUACAUAUAUUUGGCAUCUGCUAACGAGGUGAGGAGAAUACAAGUUGCAAACUGCAGUAAUUAUGUUUCUCAUCCAGAUUGUUUGUCUGCAGAGGAUCCAUACUGUGAAUGGUGUAAUUUAACUAACAGGUGUACCUUGAAAGGAAAUUGUUCACGUUCAGACAGUUUACCAGAUUCGGUUAACAGUUCACACGAAAUGGAUCAGUAUGCUGUAAUCCAGAUAAAGAUCAUGCAUCAUGAAAAUAAGAUUCUCAAGAUUAUUGAGAUAACAGUUGGAAAUGUUCCACCUGAUUUCCAAAAGGAUUCUUUUUGUAGGAUAACCAAUGCAAAACAAACCAAAAUACUUUGUGAAAAUGAAAAGCAACAAAUCUUGAACUGCAGCUGCAAUCUAACAUACACAGCACCGACUACUAAUGAUUGUUCAGCAGUUGAAGUGUCCGUCAUCUCAGGUUCUUGGAAUUUAUCAGAGGCAUUUCUGUUGCCAAACUGCUUACAUUGCAGUGGUGCCAGCGAAAAUGAUUGUUCCUGUUGGCCUAAUGAUGAUGCCAUAGAUCAGCAUAUCCACAUUAAUUCCAUAAAACCUUCAUCAAUAUCAACAUUAGGCAAAGGUGAAGUGAUCAUUGAAGGAAGAAACUUUACACAAGCAUCAGAUUUGAAGGUGGUGUUGACUGGGUUUGGUGGUUGUAAACGAGAAAUCAUCAAUGUUGGCAAGGCGUUAAACGACACACACAUGAUAUUCUCUCUCCCUCCGGGACGCAAAGAAGCCAAGAGGGUUUGCAUAAAGGCUACUGAGCAUAAGUGCUCAUCACCAGUGACGCUAUACUAUGUCUCACCACCAUCAUGUAUUAAUAUUAAACCAAACAGCUCCUGGGCCAGUGGUGGUCGCAAAAUAACUUUGUUUGGUAGAAAUGUUAAUGUAGCAGAUGGUGUGGUUAUUUCAGAUGAAAAGAGAUUACAUCUGAAUGUCUCAAGUUACCCUGAAAAUACUACUUGGUAUCAUUUUCUAGCACCAGAAGUUAGCCAUGCAAAAGCAAGUAAAAUUGUUGAUGUGCUCUUAAAAGUGGAAAAUGCCCACAAACCAUGUGUUAAGUUGCAAUAUUAUCCUGAUCCUGUAUUCAUUAACUACCAACUGCAAACUGAGAUGGACCCUCAUCUGGAGUUAAAGUUAUAUAAAGAAAAUGACAACUUAGGCAUUUCCAAAAAUGAGAUUGAAGUUUUUCUCCAUUAUGAGAAUGGUUUGCAUUUGAGAACCAUACAUUUCAGUGUUCAAAAUAUUACCAAAAACCCAAAACGUAGUACUGUCCUGUGCAAAGGCAAAAGGGAAGGACAAGACAAAAUUGAUUUUUCUGCAGUGAAAAUUUACGUCAGAUUAGGACACUUAAAGCAUGAAGUCAAAGCAAAAUCAUCACACAUGUAUUUGUAUGUGCUUAUUUUGCUUCCUAUCUUAUUCCUGGCUGUAAUUUUAGUGGCAUUCAUAGUAACUAGACGUAAAUCCAAAGAGUUAACCCAUAAACUGAGUGAGCAACUUGAACUGUUGGAAUGUGAACUUCGGAAAGAAAUACGUGAGGGAUUUGCUGAACUGCAGAUGGAUAUGUCAGAUGUGGUGGAUAGUUUUGGAACUGUUCCCUUCCUUGACUACAAACAUUUUGCUCUUAGAACUUUCUUCCCAGAGCCAAAAACACUUGCAGCUCCCUUCACAGAAGACAUGCACACUAAUGUACCACCGGACAGAGACCAAACUCACAAGGAUGAAAGCCUCACUCUGUUACAGACUUUAAUUUGUAACAAGAAUUUUCUUGUUACUCUCAUUCACACCCUUGAAAAGCAGAAAACCUUCUCGGUGAAAGAUAGGUGUUUGUUUGCUUCCUACUUGACCAUUGCACUACAAACUAAGCUAGUCUACCUAACUCGUAUUCUAGAAGUCUUGACAAAGGAUUUGAUGGAGCAGUCUAGCAACGUGCAACCUAAGCUCAUGCUAAGGCGCACAGAAUCAGUGGUAGAAAAACUGCUGACAAACUGGAUGUCCGUUUGCCUUUCUGGUUUCCUUCGGGAGACGGUUGGUGAAACUUUUUAUUUGCUUGUGACAGCCCUCAAUCAAAGGAUAAACAAAGGUCCUGUGGAUGUAAUAACUUGCAAAGCCCUCAACACACUAAAUGAAGACUGGCUGCUGUGGCAAGUGACUGAAUUCAGCACACUGACACUGAAUAUCAUCUUUGAAAAAGACCCAGAUAAUGAGAAUGCAGAUACCUGUCAGACUAUCUCAGUCAGUGUUCUGGAUUGUGAUACUAUAGGUCAAGCCAAGGAGAAGAUCUUUCAAGCUUUUGUAAAUAAGAAUGGCUCCCUUUAUGGUCUUCAGCUUGAUGAAAUUGGUCUUGAACUUCAGUCUGGUGCACAGCAAAAAGAACUGUCAGAUAUAGACGAGUCCUCCCUGAUUCUGGAAGAUGGGAAAACAAAGCUAAACACCAUUGGUCACUAUGGGAUUUCGGAUGGCGCAACUGUCAAAGUCCUUAAAAAGAAAACACCAGAUGUGGAUUACUCUGAUGAAUACUGUCAUUUGAUUUUACCGAACUCUGAAACAGUGAAAGAUAUUCAGGGAGCAAAAACCAAAGGAAAGCAGAAAUUCAAAGUAAAAGAAAUGUAUCUGACAAAGCUGCUGUCUACCAAGGUUGCAAUUCAUUCCGUUGUUGAAAAACUCUUCAGAAGCAUCUGGAGCUUACCUAACAAUAAAGCCCCUGUUGCUAUCAAAUACUUUUUUGACUUCUUGGAUGCUCAGGCUGAAAGUAAAAAGAUCACAGAUCCUGAUGUGGUUCAUAUAUGGAAAACCAACAGUCUUCCUCUUCGCUUCUGGGUGAAUAUAUUGAAGAACCCCCAGUUUGUCUUUGAUAUUAAGAAGACUCCACAUAUAGAUGGUUGUUUAUCAGUAAUUGCACAAGCUUUCAUGGAUGCCUUUUCUUUAACAGAACAUCAGCUGGGAAAGGAAGCACCAACAAAUAAACUUCUCUAUGCCAAGGAUAUUCCACUUUACAAGGAGGAGGUGAAAGCUUACUAUAAAGCAAUCAGGGAUUUGCCUCCAUUGUCCUCUUCAGAAGUAGAAGACUUUUUAAUUCAGGAAUCUAAGAAACAUGAAAAUGAAUUCAAUGAGGAAGUGGCCUUGACUGCAAUCUACAGAUACAUAAAAACUUACCAUGAGGAAAUCCUGACUAGGCUUGAGAGAGACGGGGGACAAGAGGAAGCCCUGAAGCAGUUUCUGCAAGUAAAAGCCUUAUUUGAUGAGAAGAAAAAAUGCACGUGGAUGAGACCAGAGCACUGCUGAGAUGUGGCAAAUUGCUAAAAUAGAGCUAGUGGUACCAUAGUCAGGUUGGGAGGCUGUAUGUAUAGUGAGCUAUUGUUCACCACCUUGACCAUUUAAACUGUUGCUUAAGUGUAAGACGUCAGAGAGGAAGGUCUGUUGAGCUAGAUUGUCAAAUAUCGGCAGAUGCAAACAUGUGCGAAUGUAACGCCUAUGCAUGCAGCCUCCUUGGCAUACACACACUUGUGUGCCCAUUCACCCGGGCUUGAAUAGCUGGCUGAAGAAAGACUUAAAAAACCUUAAGGCAAACCUGCAGAAACCACUUGUGAGAAUGGCUUUUGUAGGCCUGCCACCUGGUCAAUCUGUGAGGGUAAACUAUGGUCUUAAUCUAUGGAUUAAAAUCAUGAUUUUAAUUCCAGGGCUUGUCCUUUCCUUCUCCUACACACACAAAUAUGCAUAUAUGUUUACACACAUGAAAAAUUAUCACCUAUGACACCUUUAAUAUUAGUAGAAGUGUAGGAGAAGUCUCUCCAGGGCCUAAAAUGUGAGUCUCCUUUUCUUUAAAGUAAGUGGUAUUUAUCUCAUUUUAUAAAUUCCAAGUAGAUUAUACAUAGAAUGAAAGACCUCCUCAAUUGGCUGUUUUAAGGACAUCUCACCUUUCAUCGGCCAUUGUUGAUGACCUCUUACUACUACCAUUUUUUUCAUCUAGUUGUAAAUGUACCAACCUAUUCUUGAGGAGCUGAAUGUUUGAUACUGUGGAAAUAAACACAUUGCAUCGCAUCGUCAUUAUUUCAGGGACCAAAUCAAACAGUGUUAAAUCUAUCUCCCAAGAUAGAAAAAAAGUUAGUUUAGUCCACGCCAUUUUCAUUAAGUAGUUCACAAGUUUCUCAACUGUAUAAAGCUAGCAGUUUUCCUGAUACCAUGAAUGAAGUGUUCUGUUUGUAAACUAAAUGUUAUUUUUAGAAUUAGAGGCUGGAAAAGGGGGGGGGGGGGGGGGGUGAUAAAAGUCUAGCAUAAUUUUUAUAUUGUUCGGCACAAUGUACUACUAUUGCUGUGUAUAGCACAUCUGGGAUUUCCCAACAAGGUCCUUACCUGACUGCCUUAUCUAACCCUUGAUUUUUGUAACUAAAUACCCACAGUGCUCCAGUUAGCUCCGGUGAAAUGAGGGAGCACCCUACAUUCCAAUUAAGCCUGAGGCAGAAAUCCCAAAUACAGCGCAGUCCCAGUGUAGUGCAUGCAGGGCGUCAGCCCUGAAAUGAUAUGAGCGAGGUCCUGCCUACAGUACACAAUGUGUCCAUGUCCUCCGACUCAGCUAAAAACAAGUCGCCCAGUUAGUUGCCUGCUAUCUGCAAAGGACUUGUGAACUCAUGCCAAAUGUUUUAAGUGAAUUACAGAGCGAGUGCUAUGCUGAUGUUCCACUUCAUCAUCAGCCACUCAUGGGGCAGGGGUAGAGGUGUAGGUAAGGGGGAAGAGGUGUCCUGUAUCUAGUUCAAGGAUGAUGCUUGUGCAAAGCCCCUAAGUUUAGCUUGGAAAUUCUAGGGCUCAGAGGAGGUUGUGUAGAUAAGCCAACAGCUCAGUUUGAAGUCCUGGUAGGAGCAAAUGCUUCACUGAUGGAACAGAAGCUGCAGAGCAGACCAGAAUACCAAAGCUGGUAUUUUUGCAAGAAAUGCUGGUGGCUGGUCAGGCAUGCCACAAAGACUUGUGAAAUGCUAAUUACCCACUCACUGGUAGCAGCAAAGCCUCUCUGACACUUAGCUUUGAUCUGUCUGACACUUGCACAAGUUCCGUCCUGUACCCAUUCAAAAAAAGAGCCAUUAAUAAUUCUCACUUUGGCUUACUAAGUGUAGAUUUUAAUUAAUCUUCCACGUUUAAAUAUAAAAUUCAUGUCAUGCGUUAGAGCAGUGUUGUAGCACUGUUGCUAGAGGAAAGUUCAGUGCCUUUAGGGGUUUCUUUCUUUACCUUCUUCAGCAAGAUUCCUCAUGGCAAUUUUUUCUUGUGGUAUUUGCCAAAGCAGUGGGCACCAUUUUGAGUAGCUCUUCAUCCCAAGAUAAUAUUACUUGAAAGAAAAUUGAUUUAAAUUGCUGUUCUAAUUUUAUGUGAACAUAAGAUAAAAAUGAGCUUGUUACACAGUGUUAAAGUGACUCAAUAUUCAAUCUAGGCUCUGGGUAGUGUUCCCUCACCACUGCAUUAGCAGCUCUGUUUGGUUGUUUUAGAGAUGUAAUGUUCCUAAUUACUCUUCUGUAUUAAAUUACAUCUUUUUGUUGAAAAGGAAAACCCUCAGGUGUUCACUCUUUCCUAUUUAGUCAGACAUCUUAAAAGUUCAAUUCCAGGUCAAUCAUUUGUACUUUUGAAGGAAAUGUGAUUGUUUCACGUACAGGAAUACCUUAGAUAGAUCUCAGAGCAGGAGGAAAGAGACUGCCUUACAAGAAUGCUGCAGUUGGAAGGGUAGAAAAUAUUCUGCAGGAAGCUCCAUAAGGUGUAGAGAGGGCAAGGCCCUAUCAAUGCACAUUUGUAUAUAAGCAGAGGGACCAAAAGCAAUCCUAGUCUUUGUGCCACUGGCUGGUAAAUAACUGAUGAAUCAGAUUGUGAGUGUAGUUGUACCAUUCAUGCCCCUUCAGCAGCCUUAAAUCGUGUGUUGGGAUUUACCAAGCUGUGAAGUAGGUUCUCCAAGUGGUGGUGUAAAGUAUAAGAGUCCUUUGGUAAACGUGUGUGAGUUUAUAACACUUGGAAUGCUCUCAGUAUUUGCAGUCCACUGGUGGUGUUUAUCUAGAGGAAAUGAACUGUCAGUUCAGAGGUUUGUCUACGGCAAUCUGUGAAUAAAGCCAUGUUAUGGCAAUCUAGUAAAUGUAACAGCUUUGUAUGUCAUUGAGACCAAGGUGUACUUAACUUAUUUUCAGAAGUUUACAGGCAAAAUAACUAUUACUUGCAAACAAUAUUUUUUCUAACACUAGCUUACAAAGCAUUAUUUUGCAGCCAAGAUAAUGUAGAGUUAAACCCUACUAACACGUAAAGUACUUUUUGCUGUAUAGAACUUAAGCUAUUCUUUAAAAUGUUUUUAAUUAGUGCAUAUCCAAGAUACAUUUGGUGUGUGUACGGCUUUAUUUAGAAUAAAAAAUACACAUUUGAAAGUUGGUCAACUCA
This is a messenger RNA of Alligator mississippiensis (American alligator), 7683 nucleotides long. It is a transcript of the gene PLXNC1, whose product is annotated as plexin C1. Gene Ontology annotation, cellular component: semaphorin receptor complex. Gene Ontology annotation, biological process: semaphorin-plexin signaling pathway involved in axon guidance; negative regulation of cell adhesion; positive regulation of axonogenesis. Lineage: Eukaryota; Metazoa; Chordata; Crocodylia; Alligatoridae. Bases 85 to 4566 code for a protein of 1493 amino acids. The record is from RefSeq and is a predicted model, not a curated record. The transcript has 30 exons. Gene Ontology annotation, molecular function: semaphorin receptor activity; protein binding.